Messenger RNA from Metschnikowia bicuspidata var. bicuspidata NRRL YB-4993, 423 nucleotides. RefSeq lists its product as uncharacterized. The record is from RefSeq and is a predicted model, not a curated record. The coding region runs from base 1 to 423 and encodes 140 amino acids. Lineage: Eukaryota; Fungi; Ascomycota; Pichiomycetes; Serinales; Metschnikowiaceae. The transcript has 2 exons.
AUGCUCGCACAAAAAAUGCAUGUCAAGAUCCCCAAAGAAUUAGAUAGUGAAAGUUUCCACAUGAUGAUUGCAAUAAUCACCCCUGAGAAUGAAGUCCAGGUAUUUAACUUCGGUACCUCUUGGGCUGGUCUAUUCCGAGACGGGAAUUUGAUUGCUCACACAGUCCUUCAAAAGCGCCAAGACAGCUCGUACCAAUAUGGACACUCUGCAAAACCUGCGGAAACUAUCUGGGAUGUUUCAGAGCACAAAUGGCAAGCUCAGCCAGGUGACCUAGUCUUAUCAGAUGAGCCAUUUUUGAAGGAGAAGGAUUUUGAUUUGUACGCUAUGGGUAUUGUGAAGGCAGCGAGAAUAGCUGCCGGGGAGCAGCCUAACAACGAUAUGUUUGCUUCGGUCAUCCGAAUUGGCGAGGAACGUGACUCAUAG